ACUGUCUGUCCUCCUCGUGGUUCGUUCGGCUGUGGUUCCCUGCGUGCGUCCAUAGCUUCUUCUUCCAUGCUGUGCUGUGCUGCAAAGCCAGUCCAGUAGAAAGCAAAGCCGUCGGGGGUUUUCUUCACCCUCCAGAUGCCUGCGGGGUAUCCCUCUCUCUAUCCCUCUCUCAGUGUGUAUGUGUGUGUGCUUGUGUGUAUGUGUGUGUUUGAGAAAGAGUGUGUGAGAUGGGUUGACAGGGCUGCGAAGGUCGGCAACUCACGCCGUGAGGCAAGGCCUCAACUCUGCAGGGGGUGAGUGACGUCGUCAACGAUGGCUGGAUGUGUCCCCACCACACCUACUCGCUCCAUGCCUUCCUCUUGCCGCAAAUACUUCCUUUGACCGUCUCCAUUUACCCUGAUUUAGCUUCGCUCAGCUCAUUCUUCGCUGCUCGGCGAAUCUCUUCACUCCCUGGACUUGCAGCCCACACUUCGAACGACGACGACCGCCAUCACUGCUACGAACUAACAGAAGGGUAAAUCUGAACGGACGAACUUGUACCGAUUGUGUUAAAAUCGAAGAUCGCAGUGCUGGUAUGUGCCAAGUUACGCGCCACUUGCUUCGAUUUUCCCAUUUAGUUUUGUUCUUUAGCCGUUCCAGGUAGACAUUGUGUCUCCUAAAGUCGCUUCUCUGAAAGUGUGGAGGUUGCGCUGCUGGGUGGGAUGUGAGGCGAAAUUUAGCUGGAACGAACGGGGUCUGGUUAGCUUAGUCGUCUGUUCACCGCGUGUAGGCGGGCUCUGCCAAGGGAAAUAUUUCUUUGUGAUGCAUACCGACAUAUAGGGUCUAGUGAGGGUGUUGAUUGGUUUGUGAAACCAGUAGUUAGAGAUUUGUGCGAGGUAGGCGCACGCACCUGUUGGAGGAGUUUCAUCUAGAUGUUAGUUUGUGUUUUCGCGUCGUGGAGGAGGGAGGCGUCGUGAUUCGGAGGCGCAACGACCACGCCGCUGAUUCAGGGUUUGGUCAAAUGGAUGCAUUCGGAUUGUUCCAAGAGUUGUUUUUCGGCGAAGAGGCUCUGUGUUAGCGUGAUGCUCAGUGGGAGAAAUUGGAGGUAGCAACGCAUUAAAAGAUGGCGAACAGUCCAAUCAGUUCUCUGGAACCUAGGGUGGUUGUGGGCCUUGAUUUUGGAACCACGUACUCCGGGUUUGCCUUCGCACAUGUUACGGACCCAGAGAAGAUUUAUGCGCACUUUGACUAUCCCAAGGCAACCGGGGAAAAGCAUUACUGCAAAACUGUAACGGCUUGCUACUACAAAAAAAGAGCUGACGGUGUGGGCGGUUGGAAAUUUAAGUCAUGGGGUUAUCCUGCUCGUGCAGAGUACGAGAAAGAUAUUCUCACAGUGCGCAGACAUCGCUCGAGUGAUCCAAACGAGGAUCCAUCACAACCUACAAUUGGGCAAUUCUUUGUUAGAUUCAAGCUUCACCUAGCAUCACCGUCAUCCGCACCAAAGCUCCCAGACUGGCUUAAGGUGGAUGUACUGAUUACAGAUUACUUGCGUGAAAUGGGAGGUCUCAUCCUCAGGACCUUACAAGAUCAUUACGGAGCUGGAUUGACGAAGGAGGCGAUCCAGUGGUGCAUAACAGUUCCGUCCAUUUGGGAUCUUUCUGCUAAGGCAGUGAUGAAAAACUGCAUGGUAAAUGCGGGUUUGGUAGGUGGGAUUGAUGGGAGUCCCCACCCACUUGUUAUGGUCCUGGAGCCGGAGGCCGCGUCAUUUCAUUGUCACAAAGUCAUGAGUCAAGAGUUUCUUGAAGUUGGGGACAAGCUCCUGGUAGCAGACAUCGGCGGCGGCACCUCUGAUAUUGUUGUGCAGGAGGUUAUCUCUGUGGGUAGUAAUUACAGAGUGAAGGAAGUGACUACCAGCUCGGGGGGCUUGUGCGGCGGCACAUACGUGGAUGCGCGAUUCAUGGAGUUUAUGCACAGAACUAUUGGGCCAUGCUUUAGGGAGUGUUUAGAUAGACACCCAAAUGUUCAGGUUGCUUUGAUGAAGUCGUGGGAAACUGCCAAGUCUAGCUUCGGUGAUCCUGCAACUAGAGAAGAAACCAUCGAUCUCAAUCUCCCAACAAGGUUAGUGGCACUGUGGGAGGCCUACGACCAGACGUUGGGUAAUCCUGAAAGAGAAUCAUACGACGAAUUAGAGAUCACAUACAAGCAGAUGCAAUCAAUAUUUGAUCCCGUAGUAAAAGAGAAUUUGAGGCUCAUUUCUCGUCAGUUGGAUCAAGUGGGCACGGUGAAGAUGCUUGUAGUGGUAGGAGGGUUUGCAGCAUCUCCUUACCUUAUGGAAAACAUCAAACGGAAGUUCUCAGGCGUAGUACCGCACAUUCUUAGCCCCCCAAACCCAGGAAGUGCAGUAUGUCAGGGUGCUGUUGCAUUGGCUUUGAACCCUGAUACUAUCGAAUCUAGAGUAUGUAAGAGAACAUAUGGUUUUAGUUGUACGUAUAAGUUCGAAAGAGGAGUGGAUCCACCUGAAUACAUGAAAGUUGUCGACGGAGUAGAGAAAUGCAGAAGGCGGUUUCAAAUCUUCGUGCGAAAGGGUGACAAGGUUAGAGUGGACAGUUGCAUCAGCAGGAUACAACGACCAGUAACCCGAGGUCAGAAAAGUAUAAGGUUUCAGCUUUUCAGCAGUGAUGAAAUUGAGCCGAGAUACGCUCUAGGGCAUUCUGUUAAGAAAGAAGGUGAAAUCGUGAUCGACAUAUCGAGGGACAUGCAGAAGGACAAGGGUCGUGAAGUGAAGCUCUCUUUGUUUUUUGGGAGAUCCUCUCUAGAAAUCAAGGCCGAAGCUGUGAACUUCAUGAUGGAAGGACCUCAGCAACAUUUAGAGCUUCCAGUGGAAGUUGAUUACUGUGGUGCGAGCUCUCCUGUACACCUCGAGACGUUCAAAACCUUUUAAGUUUUAUUUUCUCCACGUUGAGAGUGAACUUCAUAGCUCACAAGCUGGGUUCAGUUCUCAUGAGGAGAAAGGGCCCGUAGUGAAGACAUCUUUUUAAACCAUGCACAGUUCUGGUGGACAUAGGCCAUGUACAUUACUUUUAGCUAGGAAAUUGCAUAGAAUGCAGCUAGUGUCUGUCUGGCAGGUGAAACUCUGAGUGGUUCAGUCGGUUAUUGAUGCGAUGAAUUUGGUUCAUAAUUAUUGUAUUAUAAUCAUCGAGUGAAAUCUCUAGAACGUUUUGCUCACACGCUUCUUUCAAGCCUA
This is a messenger RNA of Physcomitrium patens, 3223 nucleotides long. RefSeq lists its product as uncharacterized. The record is from RefSeq and is a predicted model, not a curated record. Gene Ontology annotation, molecular function: ATP-dependent protein folding chaperone; ATP binding. Lineage: Eukaryota; Viridiplantae; Streptophyta; Bryopsida; Funariales; Funariaceae.